UGCGGGUGUGGAAGGCGAAAGCCCCCCCGGACUUAUAAAGAGUGAAAACGGUCCGAAAGCCGGAUCAGUCUUCGUGUAUUGCGUGCUGAUGGUGCUAUUGUCGAGUUAUUAGCUAAAUUAUGGCCGACGGAUUGGAUAAGGAAAAAGUCAAACUGCUGAAGAGGGCUUUCUCGAUGUUCGAUUCGACGAAAAAGGGCAGCAUCGAAAAGGAAAAAGUCCGCACUAUUUUGACCACUUUGGGACAGACCUACGACGAGAAGCAGUUGGACGCCCUCCUCGACGGGGAGGACCCCGAAGGGUCGGGCUAUUUAAAUUUCGAUUCGUUUUGUAAAGUCGCCGCUAACUUCCUUGAUAAUGAGGAUGACGAGGUCCUUCAGAAGGAAUUAAAAGAAGCUUUCCGACUGUACGAUAAACAAGGAAACGGAUAUAUCCCGACUUCGAGCUUGCGGGAAAUCUUAGUCGCCCUCGAUGACCAACUCACCAAUGAUCAAUUAAAUGAAAUGAUUGCGGAAAUUGACACGGAUUCCUCCGGAACGGUCGAUUUUGAAGAAUUUAUAGAAAUGAUGACAGGUGAUUAAGGGGUGUACAAAGUGUUUUUUUUAUUAAUGUAUUGUUAAGUGCGAUGGUUCCUAAUAAAAUUGUAAAUAUUUGAA
Tribolium madens (black flour beetle) is the source of this 653-nucleotide messenger RNA. RefSeq names its product troponin C-like. The coding region runs from base 120 to 578 and encodes 152 amino acids. Gene Ontology annotation, molecular function: enzyme regulator activity; calcium ion binding. The record is from RefSeq and is a predicted model, not a curated record. Lineage: Eukaryota; Metazoa; Arthropoda; Insecta; Coleoptera; Tenebrionidae. The transcript is spliced from 6 exons.